Messenger RNA from Nematostella vectensis (starlet sea anemone), 4901 nucleotides. RefSeq names its product ATP-binding cassette sub-family C member 4. The transcript is spliced from 29 exons. NCBI's taxonomy places the organism in Eukaryota, Metazoa, Cnidaria, Anthozoa, Actiniaria, Edwardsiidae. Gene Ontology annotation, biological process: transmembrane transport. The record is from RefSeq and is a predicted model, not a curated record. The coding region runs from base 197 to 4315 and encodes 1372 amino acids. Gene Ontology annotation, molecular function: ATP hydrolysis activity; ATP binding; ABC-type transporter activity. Gene Ontology annotation, cellular component: membrane.
UACAAUUUCUUUUUCUGCUGUUUGGUGAUAAAUGUAUCCUCGCGGAUGGAUCACAGUCAUCUAUGACGUUUAGCCCAGGAACGCCUGACAAGUUCUGCCCGACCCUUGUUGUCAAAAGGAGCAUCGCUUUAUCUUGUCGGUAAACAGUAGUUCGUUUUGCAUACCACAAGUCUAGCCAACUAAUCCAUCAGAAUGCAUGAUGGAGGUGAAGACUACUCCACUUCUACCAAACCCCGAGGAGUCUGCCUCUUUCUUUGCAAGAUAUUUUACCUACGGAUGGUUGAACAAUUUGUUUAAAUUGGGGAACAAGCGCCCUUUACGCAACGAAGAUCUGUUUCAAGCUCUGCAAGAAGAUGAAUCUAGGACUCUAAUAGUUCGACUUGAAAGAUUAUGGCAGGAGGAACAGAGAAAGGCUAAGGCUGGUGGGCGGAGACCAAAACUUUUCCAGACAUUGAUGUUAUUUCUAGGGAUGGAUUAUGUGCUUCUUGGUCUUCCUUUGAUAAUUGAGCAUGGUAUAAAUGUGGCUCAGCCAUAUUUUAUUGGAAGACUCAUUGGUUACUUUGUACCUGGAGCAACAAUGUCUAAGGUGGAAGCCUAUAUACUAGGCACAAUCCUGGUAAUAUGUACUUUUAUAAUGGCCUGGCUACGACACCCUAUUCUCAACUCACUGACAAGACAUGGUAUGCAUCUCAGAGUUGCCUGCUCAUCUUUAGUCUAUAAAAAGAUAUUGCAAUUUCCAUACUCUUCAAAUUCUAACAACAUGACUCGCCACAUUCUCAACUUGGCCACACGGGAUGUCCUGAUUUUGGAGAAGGUCACUUUAUUAUUGCACCAGUUCUGGAUAGCCCCUCUUGUUUUAUUGGCCACUGGAGUCCUGUCAUGGUUUGAGCUAGGGUUGUGGUCUCUACCUGGAAUAGCUUGUAUUUGUUUCCUGGUAAUACUGCAUAUCUUGACUGGCAGACUGUUAACAAAUUUCAGACAUAAGGAAGGCCUGCAUACAGACAGGAGAUUUGGGAUCAUGAGCAAGGUGAUGUCAGAAAUGCGUGCCAUCAAGAUGAACACGUGGGAGCACCUCUAUACCAGCCUUAUUUUUGAUAUUAGAAGCCAAGAAGUAGGUGCGAUCAGAUGCUCAUCCUACAUUGGUUCUCUGAAUGCUACCUUCCGUGCUCUCUGUCCUGCCAUUACUGGGAUUGCUAUGUUUGUACCCUAUGUCUUGACUGGGAAUACAUUAACACCAGGAAAGGUCUUUACUGUUAUUGGUCUUUUCUACUCUAUCCGGACAUCACUCCUUGUGUUCUUUCCAGAGUGCAUUGAGCACUUUAAAGAGAGUGUGGCCUAUUCUAAGAGACUGCAGAAUUUCUUAGAAAAAGAGUGUAAAACUGAAGGAGGACCUGCUGUUGCAGUAGAUGCUCCUGAGAGUAAGAGAGCAACUGUUAUUGCGGAAAAGAUCUGCACAAAUAGUCAAAAUUCACUCUCACUAAAAGAUGUUAGUUUUCAACUAAAAAUGGGGAAUCUUUUUAUGGUGACUGGUCCAUCUUGUGCUGGAAAGUCUUCACUCCUUAUGUGUCUCCUUGGUGAGCUACCACUGACCAGUGGUACUGUCAAUGUACAAGGACGUGUCAGCUAUGCUCCUCAAAAGACAUGGAUAUUUCCAGGAAGUGUCCGGGAAAACAUCCUUUUUGGACAACAAUAUGAUGAGUCCAAGUACAAACGUGUCAUAAUGGCCUGUGCCCUGGAAAUGGAUUUGGCAUCAUUCCCCAAGGGAGACGCAACAGUUGUUGGGGACAGAUGUGGUACUUUGAGUGAGAGCCGGCGAGCAAAAAUCAACCUAGCCAGGGCUGUGUACUCCGAUGCGGACAUUUUGUUAUUGGAUGACCCUCUCAUUUCUCUUGACACCAAUGUGGGACAACAGGUGUUUGAUGAGUGCAUUUGUGGUCUUCUGAAAGAUCGUAUUUGUGUGCUGGUCACACAACAACUGCAGUACCUUAAAAGAGCUUCCUGUAUUCUCUGCCUCCAGGAGGGCCGUUGUAUUGCUAAGGGAACCUACUCAGAGCAUGAAGCAGAAAUUCUGUCAAUCAUGCCAGCAACCCAAGAUGGUGACCAUGACAACGUCAUUCACCCAGAUGCAAUCAACUUCCAGCAAGACCAAUCAAAGACGGCCACUCGUUCGGGUCACGUGAGUGCUCCCCCUGCACCACGUGAUCAGACAAGCCUUGCUAGGGUCAUGAUGGUGGAUGCUGUAUACGAGGGAAAUGAUGUAAAGGCAGAGCAGUCACUAAAUGCUGCCCCAUCGUGGUCGGUAUAUAGGGAGUACCUCAAGGCUUGUGGUGGGGUCCGCACAAAAGUGGGGAUUUUGUUUUUUCUGCUUGGAUCACAGGCGCUAAUCAUGGUGGGAGAGUGGUGGCUUUGUAAAUGGACGGACAGGCAAUUUGUUGAGGCUUACAUCCAGUCCAACAUCAACUCCACCCCUCCCCCCACGACUAAUAACACGGAAAUCACUUACGCCUGGGUCUACGGUGCUUUUGUGGCCAGCAGUGUGGUCGCCAAUUUGAUAUCUGGUGUAGCAUUCUACUGGUUUCUACUAAACGUGUCCAAAAAGUUCCACGACAACAUGCUUUCGAGAGUUCUCAGAGCACCUCUGUACUUCUUCGAUACAAGCCUAGCAGGACAGGGCGUCGAAAGAUUUGUGAAUGACAUCAAGCAGAUGGAGAAUCCUCUAGUUGACUCCCUCUUUUUCUUUCUUACUCUGAGUAUACUGACGUUCGCGAUUCUGCUGCUGAAUGUAGCGAGCAUGCCGUUUCUUCUGGUGGGAGCGAUUCCCAUGACCGUGCUCUUCGGUUACAUCAGAAAUUACUACCUGAGAACAUCUAGAGAAGUCAAACGCCUUGAAGCCAUUAACCGCAGUCCAGUGUACUCUCACUUGUCCACGAGUCUCACGGGUCUGAUCACCAUCCGGGCCUUCCAAGCGGAGCAGGCGUUCAUCCGCUCCUACCACGCCUACACGGACUUCCACACCGGCGCGUACGCCCUGAACCUUGGCAUUCAGCGCUGGCUUGGCAUCCGCCUUGAUAUAAUCUCGGCCUUGUUUUUUGCUCUUGCUGUCUUCACCAGCUUGCUAACGGUCGAAGCAGGGUUCACAAUCAGCGCUAGUGUGGUUGGUCUGUGUUUGACCUACGCCACGCAACUGACCGGAAUGUUCCAGUGGUGCAUAAGGCAGAGUGCGGAGGUCGAGAACAAUAUAAAGUCAGUAAAACGUGUGAUGGAGUAUUCACAAGUUGAGCCUGAGCCAGAGUCAAGCGAACCGCUCGAACUCCCCCCAACGUGGCCCAAAUACGGCAUUCUCACAGCAGAGAGGCUAAGCUACUCACAUCACAAGACCCUGCCUCGCGUACUCAGGAACAUGAACUUCUGUAUAAAAGGGGGAGAAAAGGUUGGGAUUGUCGGUCGUAACGGUCUUGAAAAGUCUUCCCUCCUCGCUGCGCUCCUUAGACUGAACACCCCGGAAGGAAUAGUGCGAAUAGAUGGCCUACCGAUCACCGAUCUACAGCUCCAGGAUCUUCGCCGCCGUAUCUCCGUCAUACCACAGGAUCCAGUGUUGUUCAGUGGUUGUCUCCGCAAGAACGUGGAUCCCUUCGCACAGUUUUCUGAUGACGCAUUAUGGAACGGGCUUGAAGAGGUUCAUCUGAGAGAAACAGUAGACAAACUUCCAGACGGUAUUGAAACAGAGCUUGCAGAAAAAGGCUCAAACUUCAGCGUGGGUCAGCGGCAACUUGUGUGCUUAGCACGCGCAAUACUUAGUCAUAACAAGAUUCUGGUCAUAGACGAAGCAACUGCAAAUGUCGAUCACAGCACGGACAGUCUGAUCAAAGAGACCAUUCGCAACAAGUUCCAUGACUGCACCGUGUUGACGAUCGCUCACCGACUCAACACCGUCAUGGACUCGGACAGGGUCAUGGUCCUGGACGCGGGUCGCCUGGUGGAGUUUGAUGAGCCAUACGUGCUUCUCCUAAACUCGCAAGGAUUCUUCUCACAACUCGUGGAACAAACCGGCGAGAAAACAGCAGCCAGCCUGCGCGAGUCCGCCCGACAGGCCUACGAACUAAGACACGAUUGUAACAGCGACGAAAUAGCGGAAAAUUAUCGGAAAUUUCACGGAAUUGUCGAGACAUCCAAAGAGGAGACAGAGGAGGAGCAUGCUGCCCCUGAGGCUGACGAGAGAAGAAGUCUUGCAGCGUCUGAGAUUCUCAGUGUAGACGAUGACGAACCAUUAAUUCCGCCUGGUAAAAGUGAUGACAUAAAUAUUACAAUCUUAUGAUACACGAUUAUGGUUUUUAAUCGUCCUCAUGAAUAGCAUCAGCUAACCCAACACGCCAAAAGUCAUAGGUCACCUUACGUUGCCAUGCGCGCUACCGUGGACACUUCGACGGAUUAUAAACCAAUAAGAAUGCAAGAAACGUACUAUAUAUUAGAACUCGCAUAUGUAGAAAGUUUUUCUCCCAUGAUGAUUUAAUCUUGUUUUACAACUUUGUCUUGGUGUUUACAGUAGUGUGCGUAAAACUAUAAAAUCACCAUGGCCGUAGCCAUACAAGGGAGGGGUCCUAGGGUGCGCGUGACCAAGGCCACGCCAAAGGUAUUAGAUGUAUGCCUUGGCUAUGACGUAAUGUGAGAUUGACACAAUUGGAAUUAGGUGAAAUUCAUUUGGGUAUUAGCCAUUAAAUGUCCAACAAGGGACCAUAACCUAUACAAGUAGUAAGUAUGUAACCGGUGUAACAUAUUUUUUUUAGUACUUGUAAAUUACAUCCGACAUGUUUUCCUGUAUAUAUUUCGUGAUGUUGUAACUAAGUUAUACAAGCCCACUCUGUGUUGUAUUAUACUUUUAAAAUAAAAUAUUCAUCCAAAUA